AUGAAGCUGUGGAAACGAGCAGCCGCCGCAAUAAAAGACCGUAAAAGCUUAUUAGCAGUCGGAUUCUCACGGCGAACAUCACACCACAACUUAGACCUCGAAGCAGCCAUCAUCAAAGCCACCUCCCACGACUCCUCCUCCGUCGACUACUCCAACGCUCACCUCGUCUACAAAUGGAUCCGAUCUUCCCCUCAUCUCAACCUCAAAACCCUAAUCCACACCCUCUCCUCCCGCGUCAACCACACCCGCAGCUGGAUCGUCUCCCUCAAAUCACUGAUGCUUCUCCACGGUGUCCUCUCCUGCAAACUCCCUCCCGUCCUCGGAGAACUCCGAAGGCUACCUUUCGACCUUUCGGAGUUCUCCGACGGACAUUCUUGCCUCAGCAAGACCUGGGGGUUCAACCUCUUCGUCCGCGCUUACUACGCUUUCCUUCAUAGCUAUUCUUCUUUCUUAUCCGAUCAGUUCAAUCAUCGCCGCCCCGCGAGUAAUCGGAGAUUUUCGGAGCUCGAAAGGAUUCGGAAACUGCAGUCUCUUCUCGAUUUGAUUCUUCAGAUCCGUCCCAUUGCUGACAACAUGAAGAAAACGUUGAUUUUAGAAGCGAUGGAUUGUAUAGUCGUCGAGAGUAUCAAUAUCUAUGGUAGAAUAUGCAGCGGCGUCAUCAGAAUUCUUCCGAAUUCUGGUAAAACUGACGCCGCUGCGACCCUGAAGAUCGUCAACAAGGCGACGUCUCAGGGAGAAGAUUUAGCUAUGUUCUUCAAGCUUUGCAAAGGCUUUGGAGUAGCGAACGCGAGGGAUACGCCUCAGUUUGUUAGUAUACCAAAGGCGGAAGUAGAAGAAAUCAAGAAAAUGAUUGAGAACGUUCAAGAAGAAGAUGAAGUAGUAGUAGUAGAGGAAGAGAAAGAGAAAGCUAUUGUGGUUUUGGAGAAGCCGAGAUUGGAGACGAUCGUUACAGAGAAAUGGGAGGUUUUUGAAGAUGAUGAGUGUUGUUUCCAUGAAAAGGUGAUUAAAGAAUAUCAAAAGCAUCCUCUGCCUCUUAUAGUAUCGUACCAGGAACCAGCUUAUAUCGAGUACAUGAUGCCAGAUUUGAUUACGUUCUAA
This is a messenger RNA of Eruca vesicaria subsp. sativa (arugula), 1098 nucleotides long. Lineage: Eukaryota; Viridiplantae; Streptophyta; Magnoliopsida; Brassicales; Brassicaceae. The record is from the annotation of a GenBank genome assembly.